Molecule: messenger RNA, 8473 nt
Organism: Peromyscus californicus insignis
Lineage: Eukaryota; Metazoa; Chordata; Mammalia; Rodentia; Cricetidae
Gene: Emsy
Product: EMSY transcriptional repressor, BRCA2 interacting
Exons: 22
Coding region: 168-4157 (1329 amino acids)
Biological process (GO): regulation of DNA-templated transcription
Cellular component (GO): nucleoplasm
Source: RefSeq, a predicted model, not a curated record
GCUUGCGCCUGCGCUCUGGUAUCUGUCGCCAUCUUGCCCCUUCUGAGGCACCGCAAACAAACCUAAUUCCUGGUGUCCCCUAGUCUUGGCGGAGGAGCCUUUUAGAUGAGCCCCGAAAGGCCGGGCAGGGAGGACAAGCUCUUUGGGGCUACCAAACAGAAGCAGCAAUGCCUGUUGUGUGGCCAACCCUUCUGGAUCUCAGCAGGGAUGAAUGCAAACGAAUUCUUCGAAAAUUGGAAUUGGAGGCAUAUGCUGGAGUUAUCAGUGCACUUCGUGCACAGGGCGAUCUCACCAAGGAAAAGAAAGAUCUUCUUGGAGAACUCUCAAAAGUCCUUAGCAUCUCAACAGAACGCCACCGUGCUGAAGUUCGGAGAGCAGUAAACGAUGAACGGUUAACAACAAUUGCACAUAAAAUGAAUUUAUCCUUAUAUUUGGGUGAAAGACCAAGUUACAGUAUGUCUGGACCUAAUAGCUCUUCAGAAUGGUCCAUUGAAGGGCGUCGAUUGGUACCACUGAUGCCCCGGCUGGUUCCCCAGACUGCCUUCACCGUAACAGCAAAUGCUGUGGCCAACGCAGCUGUCCAGCACAAUGCAUCCCUUCCCGUGCCUGCAGAGACAGCAAGCAAAGAAGUAGUGGUUUGCUAUUCCUACACAAGUACCACGUCAACCCCAACCUCUACCCCUGUUCCAAGUGGCAGCGUAGCAACGGUUAAGUCUCCAAGACCUGCCAGUCCUGCCUCCAGUGUAGUUGUCUUGCCAAGUGGAAGUACUGUUUAUGUCAAAAGUGUCAGCUGUUCAGAUGAAGAUGAAAAACCCAGAAAACGCAGGCGAACAAACUCUUCGAGUUCUUCUCCUGUGGUCCUGAAAGAAGUUCCAAAGGCCGUUGUUCCAGUCUCGAAGACCAUCACUGUGCCUGUGAGUGGCAGUCCCAAGAUGAGCAACAUCAUGCAGAGCAUUGCCAACUCCUUACCACCCCACAUGUCACCUGUGAAAAUAACUUUCACCAAACCAUCAACACAGACGACAAACACAACACAGAAGGUUAUUAUAGUGACUACAUCACCAAGUUCAACCUUCGUGCCCAACAUUCUCUCCAAAUCCCAUAACUAUGCAGCAGUCACUAAGCUUGUACCAACAUCAGUCAUUGCUUCCACAACUCAGAAGCCACCUGUUGUUAUAACUGCACCACAGUCCUCUCUGGUCAGCAGCAGCAGCAGCAGUGGCAACAGCAGUUCUACGCCAUCACCUAUUUCUAGUACAGUAGCAGUAACAGCCGUGGUGUCUUCCACACCAUCCGUGGUCAUGUCAACAGUAGCACAAGGUGUAUCCACAUCAGCAAUCAAAAUGGCAUCCACAAGACUUCCUUCCCCCAAAAGCUUAGUGAGUGCCCCUACCCAGAUUCUUGCACAGUUUCCUAAACAGCAUCAGCAGUCUCCUAAGCAGCAGUUACACCAAGUGCAACAACAGACACAGCAGCCAGUGGCCCAGCCUUCCUCAGUGUCUCAGCAGCAGCCCCAGCAGUCACCAUUGCCACCUGGUAUCAAACCUACCAUCCAGAUCAAACAGGAGUCAGGUGUUAAAAUCAUCACACAGCAGGUUCAACCGAGUAAAAUCUUACCCAAACCAGUGACUGCAACUCUACCCACCAGUAGCAAUUCCCCUAUUAUGGUGGUUAGCAGUAAUGGGGCAAUUAUGACAACUAAACUGGUAACUACUCCUACCGGUACUCAGGCAACCUACACCCGGCCAACAGUGAGCCCAUCCUUAGGUCGAGUAGCCACAACCCCUGGAGCUGCAACCUAUGUGAAAACUACCAGUGGUAGCAUCAUUACUGUAGUACCCAAAUCAUUAGCUACCUUGGGAGGCAAGAUAAUUAGCAGUAAUAUUGUUUCUGGAACGACUACCAAAAUCACUACAAUCCCAAUGACUUCCAAGCCCAAUGUGAUUGUUGUACAAAAGACUACAGGAAAAGGAACGACCAUUCAAGGCCUCCCUGGCAAAAACGUUGUCACAACAUUGCUAAAUGCUGGAGGAGAAAAGACUCUUCAGACAGUGCCAACUGGAGCAAAGCCAGCAAUCAUUACUGCUACAAGACCCAUCACCAAAAUGAUUGUAACACAGCCCAAAGGAAUAGGUUCCACAGUCCAGCCGGCAGCUAAAAUCAUCCCAACAAAAAUCGUCUAUGGACAACAAGGGAAAACACAGGUUCUCAUUAAACCCAAACCAGUGACAUUUCAAGCUACAGUUGUUAGUGAACAAACAAGGCAACUGGUAACAGAAACAUUACAGCAAGCAUCUAGGGUAGCAGAGGCCGGUAAUUCAUCUGCUCAGGAAGGAAAAGAAGAAUCACAGGGUUACACAGAUAGUAGUUCCUCUUCCACGGAGUCCUCCCAGAGUUCCCAAGAUUCCCAGCCUGUAGUUCAUGUAAUUGCUUCCCGGCGUCAGGAUUGGUCAGAACAUGAGAUUGCAAUGGAGACUAGCCCCACCAUAAUAUAUCAGGAUGUAUCCAGUGAAUCACAAUCAGCUACAUCAACAAUCAAAGCUCUGUUAGAACUCCAACAGACAACAGUAAAGGAAAAAUUGGAAUCUAAACCAAGACAACCCACUAUUGACUUGAGUCAAAUGGCAGUACCUAUUCAGAUGACCCAGGAAAAGAGACAUUCUCCUGAGAGUCCAUCCAUUGCUGUGGUAGAGUCAGAACUAGUUGCUGAAUACAUCACUACUGAACGCACUGAUGAGGGGACAGAGGUUGCUUUUCCCCUUCUAGUCAGCCAUCGCUCCCAGCCCCAACAGCCUUCCCAGCCCCAGCGGACCCUGCUCCAACAUGUGGCUCAGUCACAGACUGCGACACAGACUUCAGUGGUGGUAAAGUCCAUCCCAGCGUCUUCCCCUGGAGCAAUCACCCACAUUAUGCAACAGGCAUUAAGCAGUCAUACUGCUUUUACCAAACACAGUGAGGAACUUGGAACUGAGGAAGGUGAGGUUGAAGAGAUGGACACAUUGGAUCCUCAGACAGGUCUGUUUUACCGGUCUGCCCUGACUCAGUCACAGUCAACUAAGCAGCAGAAACUUAGCCAGCCCCAGCUGGAACAGACUCAGCUGCAAGUGAAAACUCUGCAGUGCUUUCAGACCAAACAGAAGCAGACCAUCCACCUGCAGGCAGACCAACUCCAGCACAAACUCACACAGAUGCCCCAGCUCUCCAUCAGGCAUCAGAAACUGACUCCUCUCCAGCAGGAACAAGCACAGCCCAAGCCAGAUGCACAGCACACACAGCAUCCCGUGGUGGCCAAAGACAGGCAGCUUCCUACCUUAAUGGCACAGCCCCCGCAAACUGUGGUACAGGUGCUUGCUGUAAAAACCACGCAGCAGCUUCCUAAACUGCAGCAAGCUCCAACCCAACCAAAAAUCUACGUGCAACCCCAAACUCCCCAGAGCCAAAUGGCUCUCCCCACUUCAUCAGAGAAACAGCCGGCAAGCCAGGUGGAGCAGCCAAUUAUAACCCAAGGAUCCUCUGUUACAAAGAUAACAUUUGAGGGGCGCCAGCCUCCCACAGUUACAAAGAUAACUGGUGGCAGUUCUGUUCCUAAGCUGACGUCACCAGUUACAAGCAUAUCUCCCAUUCAGGCCUCUGAGAAGACAGCAGUGUCAGACAUUUUGCAGAUGUCUUUGAUGGAAGCUCAGAUUGAUACAAAUGUAGAACAUAUGGUAGUGGAUCCCCCAAAGAAGGCUCUAGCCACCAGUGUGCUCACCGGUGAGGCAGGAGCUUUACCCUCCACCCACGUGGUGGUGGCAGGGAUGGCGAAAUGUAGAGAGUCCUGUUCAAGUCCAUCUGCUGUUGGCCCUCCCCUAACGACCAGAAAGAUCGAAGCAGCAGGAGUGCCUGCGGCAGGCCAGUUCAUGCGUAUUCAGAAUGUAGGCCAAAAGAAAGCUGAAGAGAGCCCAACAGAAAUUAUCAUCCAGGCCAUUCCCCAGUACGCUAUUCCUUGUCACUCCAGCUCCAACGUGGUAGUGGAGCCCAGUGGGCUUCUUGAACUGAACAACUUCACCAGUCAGCAGCUGGAUGACGAUGAGACAGCGAUGGAGCAGGAUGUAGACAGUAGCACGGAGGAUGGAACUGAGCCCAGCCCCUCUCAGAGCUCUGCUGAGCGGUCCUAGUGUUCAGACACCAGAGUGCACUUUAAAGCCUGCUUGGUUACCAAGUGUCCAGGGAAACCUAUGAUUUGUUGUCUAAAAAAAGCACUUUGCUUAUAUUUAGGCUAUGGACCUAGAAACACGGUGUUUCAAUGAGAUGUUGCUGCAGGAGCAGCAUUUUAACAAGAUAAAACUCACAGAGGAAUGUACUUAAAAAAAAUGGAGAGGAAAAAGAAAGCAAGAAAGCAAGCAGAGGAAAAGAUGCACACCCAUGGAGACCUGGCAGCUUACUGGAGCUAGGCAGUGCCAAGUUUGUCUGGCAGUGGAAAGAGACUUUCCUGUGAGUGGUUCUCAGCUGCUUUUCACUGCGCAAAUGCCACCAGAGAAUAUUAAAAGGAAAAGAAAGGAGAAUGUGAAGAGUUUGUAUUUUUGAAAUGAUGUAUCUGAACAUUUUUUAAAAUUGUGUUUGUUUUUGCAUAUCCCUGGAAGUGUUGCUUUGGUUAACAUUUUACAUUUGCUCAGUUCAUGGUUAGUUUAUGAAUACCUAGGAAAGUUCUGGCAUUAGAGAGUCCUUGCUGGAGGGUAAACAUUAGAUCACUAACCAGGAAGUGUUUGGGGUGGCUUGUAUAUGCUCUGUGGUUGUAUACUAAUUUAUUGUGGUGUUCCACACUUGCUUAUUUAUUUAAUGUAAAUGUUUCCAAGCAGGCUGAAUCCCUUUUCCUACAUGUCCUAGGAAGCUGGAUCGCCUGGCCUUCCCACCUCCCCUCCCCCCCUUUAAGAAGAUGGAUUAGAGAAGGUUUGGUGGGAAGCAGAAGAAAAGACCUUUCUAGCCCAAAGGAAAUGUUGAGUUGUGUUAAGGAAAAUGAACUCUGUUCACUGAUGCUCUCUUGAUACCGAAGUUGCACACCUAUGUGGGACUGAUAAGACUUUGAGAAUAACUUUUACUACUUUUCUUUAAGCCCCUUUGAAAUGUAUGAAAAAGUUCACCUACAGUUCUAAAUGUAAUGUUUUUAAGUUUUUACUUUUUUAGGGAGCAGUUGUUUACGUGCUGUUUUGUUCUUGUGAUUGCUGUCUAUCACAAGUUGAGUGAAGGGUAAGGGAUGGGAGGGUACGAAUUUUGACAAGCUGUGGCAGAAGAAACUAUACUUUUCAUUUUUAAAAAGUGUAAAUAGAAAAAUUUUUAACGGUUUUAUAUGAAUUUCACUAUAAAUAAGCAUUUUAAGACUGACAAAUGUUGAACUGUAUAUACAUUUAUCAGCAUAACUGCCCAAUUUUUUGGUGCUGAAGUACUGUAAGUAGAAUUUAUCACCCACCUCCUAAUUUUUGCGUCUACACCUGGGAAGAAGAAGCUGUGAUGCUGUAGUUAAUAAACUCACACUAGAGUGACACUGAACGUCUCAGCAGGAGCAUCCCUGAGACAAGCUUGCUCUUGGUGGUUGUCCCCAUUUCUACUAGGUGAUAAUUACUCACCAAUAGAUGGAGCUGUUGGAUAGCAUUUUAUUGUACAGAUUUGUUUCAACCACUUUGUGACUGUUCCUAGCUAAGAAAUAAUUUAACCUCUCUUGGGUCAUAGAUGUCUUCAAGAAUUUGACUAAACUAUGAACUCAAUCACCAAAAAUGUACACAUGCCAGUACACAUGUUAGAUUUUGCAUACAAUAUUAGGGGCUUGUGGGCUCCCAAGAGCAUCCAUGUAUUCCAGGGUAAGCCCUGUUAUGGUCAAUCCAUUACUUGCAGGUAUAAGUUUUUAUAAAAUAAAAUAUCUUUUGAAUACACAUGGAUCAGGAAACAAGAACAAACUUGAGUAAGUUAUGUUUCAUAUCUUCUAUCAGGAUAGCAUACCCAUGUCCCUCUCAGAAUUUAACCUUACUGUGUUCCAGCAGCUGAAAUGCCAAAUGAGUCUCAUUUAAUCUACAUUUCAAAAGUUAUAUGCACCCACACAUAAUACACACACAUGAAUUAUCAAGUAAGAUUGAUUUUUUUUCCUUUUAACAGUUCUAAUUCCAAUUAGAGCAUGAAUUUCUGAGCAGGUAUUAUUCAUUCCUUUUUUAUGUGCCAGGUCCAUAAAGGAUAAUCUAACCACCAAGGAUAUUACAGUGAGCAAAUGGUAAACCCUACCCAUCUGGAGCUCACAGACGGGGCUUCCUGCUUGGGAAGGAAGCGGGGAGCUCCAAUGAUUCUGGGGUUCUUUCUCUUCUUUUAGUUGGCACAUACUCAGCAGAGAUUAACCGUGAGGUUGUUGCUCAGAAACCAUCUUCUUGGUUCCUGGUUUUUUUAAGGAGGCUGAAGGACACAGCUUGUGGGAAUUGGCUCUCCUACCAUCUUGGUCCUGGGAAUCUGACUUAGGUAGCCAGGCCUGGCAGCAGAUGACUUUACCCACUGAGACAUCUGGCCCCCACCUUAUUCUUUGAAACAAGGAUCUGGAGCUUACUCACUAGUCUAGACUGGCUGCCUGUCUCCACUUCCCCAGUGCUGGGGUUAUAAGCACAAGUCAUGGCCUGGCUCUUCCUGUGAGUGCCAGUUUUCAUGUUUGUGUGGCAAGCACUUUACUGACCUAUCUCCUCAGCCCCAGCAUGUAAGUGUAUAUACAUACAUAUAUAUAUAUAUAUAUGUGUGUGUGUGUGUGUGUGUGUGUGUGUGUGUGUGUGUGUGUGUGUGUGUAUAUAUAUAUAUAUAUAUAUAUAUAUAUGUAUAUGUUCUUUGACCAUAUUCCCCAGGUCUCCACCCCCUCCCCUUUAUUUGACAUAUGUGAGUGUUUUGCCUAUGUGUGUGGUGCACCAUGUACAUGCAGUGCCCAUGGAUCCCCUGGGACUGGAGUUACAGACAGUUGUAUGCCACCACAUGAGUGCUGGAAAGUGAACCCAGGCUCUCUUAGAAUAGCAACCAUGGCUCUAGAUGGUUCUUAACCGCUGAGCCAUCACUUCAGCCACUUUCUCUACGUUUCUUAAGUGGAAUGAUGAUAACAUGUAUGGAUCUAUCACCAGAUAUGCUUUUGCUGAAAUUGAUAGCAUUAUUUUGUUUCAUGUUUAAGUCCAUAAAUUAAAAGUAAUUGUAAGCUGUCUCUGAAGGAUAUUUAGAGAUAAUGAUGCACUUCUACAAAACCAUUAGAAAUCUAAUUUGGUUUGGAGUUGGAGAUGUAGCUCAGUUGGUAGAGUGCUUGCCUAGAAUGCACAGAGCCCUGAGUGCAAUCCUUAGCACCGCAGAAAAACUAGGCACGGUGGUGGAUGCCUAUAAUACCAGUACUUGGGAGGGAGAGGCAGGAAAAUGAGAAAUCACAGUUAUUCUCUGCUACAUAAUAUGUCUGAGGGCAAACUUACUAAUUUCAAAAGAUUUGGUUUAAAGUAAACUUUAAAAAAGUACCUACUGUUACAGGUAUAACUUAUGGUGAAUUUAGAAGACUUUAUAGUUUUCAUUUUUAUUUAUUAUUUUUGAGAUGAGUCUCACUAUGUAGCUCUGACUGACCUGGAAGUCACUAUGUCGACCAUACUGGUCUUGAACUCAAAGAGAUCCAGUUUUAUUGAGUAUUCAUGCCAUAUACUUAAACAUAUAAUGUGUGUGGCUCAAUGGUUUCUAGGAUUUUUCAGAUAGAACACCCAUUACCAAAGUCAGUUUUAGAACAGUUUCAUCAAUCAACAAAAGUACCCCAAACAGCAUCACCAGUCACCUCUCUAGCCCUAGAGGGCUGCUCAUCUUUCUGUCCCUAUGGACUUCCUGCUCUGGAUACCUCAUAUGAAUAGAAUACAGUAAAUGGUCUUUGUGAUGGCUUUCAUGUGGUAUCAUAACUCAAGACUUUUCCAUGUUGCAACAAGCAUGUAUCAGUGCUUCUUUCCUUAUGGCUGUUCCAGUACAUGGAUGUGUCACACUGUAAAAAUGAUCAGCUGAUGGGCACAUGCGUUUUUACUUUGUGACUACUAUGAGCAGUGUUGCUGCAAAUGCUAAUGCACAAAUUAUCUUUAAGGUUCAAUUCUCUUGAGUAACUACCUUUGAUCUUUUAAGGAACUGGCAAGAUUGUUUGCCACAGAGACCAGGUGUUUUUGCAUUUACUCUACCUGUGCAUGAGGGCUUCUUGCCAACACUUGCUAUUGGCUCUUUUAAUGUAGCCAGCCUAGUAUCUACAGUGCUACCUCCUUGUGGUUGUGACUUUCAUUUCCCUUACAGCUAAUGAUGAACACUUUUCAUAUGUGUCUUAGUCACUGGUUUAUCUCUGGAGAAGUAUCUCUUUGGUCCCUUUGCUUCUUUUCAGUGGUAUUACUACAAUUGAGAAUUUGUGAUGUAUAAGAAGCAUUACUACUAUUAGGAGGAAAGUAAUUCUUCACCAUUAAAAUCUUUUGAGUCAGCUCUA